This is a messenger RNA of Lampris incognitus (smalleye Pacific opah), 6770 nucleotides long. It is a transcript of the gene dock4b, whose product is annotated as dedicator of cytokinesis 4b. Bases 92 to 5764 code for a protein of 1890 amino acids. Gene Ontology annotation, biological process: cell chemotaxis; small GTPase-mediated signal transduction. Gene Ontology annotation, cellular component: cytoplasm; plasma membrane. Lineage: Eukaryota; Metazoa; Chordata; Actinopteri; Lampriformes; Lampridae. The transcript has 51 exons. The record is from RefSeq and is a predicted model, not a curated record. Gene Ontology annotation, molecular function: small GTPase binding; GTPase activator activity; guanyl-nucleotide exchange factor activity.
GCGGAGGACCGGGACCCCGUAGCAUGCGUUACACGGCACCGAGAACACCCCGCGUUUCCCAGCCGCACACUCACAUGUACCGACCGUAAACAUGUGGAUACCGACGGAGCACGAGAAAUACGGCGUCGUGCUGGCCAGUUUCCGAGGGACUGUCCAGCAUGGCCUGCCGUUGGAGAUCGGAGACACGGUGCAGAUCCUGGAAAAAUGUGAAGGCUGGUACAGAGGGUUCAUCCUGAAGAAUCCAAAUGCUAAGGGGAUUUUCCCAUGCAGCUACAUCCACUUGAAGAAUGCCCAUAUCAAGAACAAAGGGCAGUUUGAGACGGUCAUCCCGACAGAAGACUCGGUCAUCACGGAGAUGACGUCAACCUUAAGAGACUGGGGGGCGAUGUGGAAACAGCUCUAUGUGAAAAAUGAGGGAGAUCUGUUCCACCGGCUCUGGCACGUGAUGAAUGAGAUCCUGGACCUGAGGAGGCAGGUGUUGGUGGGACACCUCACCCACGACCGCAUGAGGGACGUCAAGCAGCACAUCACUGCCCGCCUCGACUGGGGCAACGAGCAGCUUGGCUUGGACCUGGUCCCGAGGAGAGAAUUCAGCAUGGUGGACCCCGAUGAAAUCAGCGUCACAGAACUUUACAGACUUAUGGAACAUCGACAUCGUAAGAAGGAGACGCCAGUGCCAGCCAGCACUCACCACCUGUUUGUUCAUAUGAAGAGUCUGAUGAGUGCCAACCUGGGGGAGGAACUAGAGGUCUUCUUUCACAUCUAUGACGGACGGGAAAAUCGCCCGCUCAGUGAAAGGUUCUUUGUCAGACUGAAUAAGAGCGGAGUGCCCAAGUCGCCAGAGAAGACAGAAAGACAAUGUACUCUCUUUGUGGACUUGGGAAGCAGUGAUCUGAGAAAGGAUGUCUACAUUGUUGUGCACAUCAUAAGAAUAGGGCGGAUGGGCGCAGGGGAGAAGAAGAACAUAUGUAAUGUACAGUACAGGCGGCCAUUCGGCUGUGCGGUGGUGAGCAUCGCGGACCUCCUCACUGCUGACUCUAAGGAUGACCACCUGCUCAAAGUUUAUGCGUGUAACACAGAGAGCGAGUGGCACCAGAUUCAUGAGAAUAUCAUCAAGAAGGCCAAUUCCAGAUACAACCUGUCCGGCUCCAACACAGGCCUGGCGGUGGCUCUCCAGCUCCUCCAUGGAGACAUAGAGCAGUUGAGGAGGGAGUACAUGGUCCUCUUCACCAGGGGUGUCUCCAUUACCAGGAAACUGGGCUUCUCUGAUGUCAUAAUGCCUGCCAAGGACAAGGGAGAAAAGAAGCUGUUUGGGUUCUCCUUCGUUCCCCUGAUGCAGGAGGACGGCAGGACGCUGCCGGAUGGAACCCACGAGCUCAUCCUCCAUAAGUGUGAGGAGAACGCCAGCCUGGCGGACUGUAGCCGUUACCUCAAGCUUCCCUUCUCCAAAGCCAACCUUCCUUCCAACAACCAGAGUCUGAAGGGCACCAAGGAGUCCUUCUGGAUUACCAGCUUCCUCUGCUCCACCAAGCUUACACAGAAUGGUGACAUGUUGGACCUGUUGAAGUGGAGAGCUCACCCUGAGAGGAUUAAUGACAGCCUCUCUAAGCUGAAGGAGAUAGAUGGCUCUGAGAUAGUGAAGUUUCUGCAAGACACCCUGGACACCUUAUUUGGUAUUCUGGAUGAGAGCUCCCAGAGAUAUGGACUCAAGGUGUUUGAUUGCCUGGUCCAUAUCAUCAAUCUCCUCCAGGACAGUAAAUUCCAGCAUUUCAAACCAGUCAUGGACACCUACAUCGAAAGCCACUUUGCUGGAGCUUUGUCCUACAGGGAUCUGAUCAAAGUACUUAAAUGGUAUGUGGACCGCAUUGUUGACGCAGAGCACCAGGAUCACAUACAGCAGGUGCUAAAGGCCAGCGAAUACAUCUUCAAGUACAUCAUCCAGUCCCGUCGCCUCUUCUCACUGGCCACAGGUGGCCAGAAUGAGGACGAAUUUCGUGUCUGUAUCCACGAGCUCUUCAUGUCCAUACGCUUCUUCCUCUCCCAGGAGAACAAGGGAUCCAGCCCCGUCACACAGACACAGGCGGUGUUCCUGCGGACGUUUCCUGCGAUUUACGGAGAGCUUUUGAAGAUCUUCACAGUGCGGGAGGUGGCAGGGUUCGUCCGGGAGACCCUGGGCAGCCUGUCUGCCACAGCUCAUGCUGAAUGCCCCCUGGAGGCUGUCAAACUGCAAUGCAUCGUCAAGACGGUGGAAAGCCAGCUGUACACCAACCCAGAGUCGAGGUGCAUCCUGCUGCCGGUGGUGCUGCGUCUUCUUCAGGCCCACAUGCAGGAGCAGAGAGACCUGGUGAUGUGUGCCCGUAUCCUCACCAGCAUGCUGUCUCUCAUCAAGAAGGAGGAGAACGGCACCACGGUGAGCACUGAGCCUGCGGUGGCAGAGGAGGUGGAGCUGAUAGUGGAAAGCCUUCUGGGAGUAUUACUGAGGACCAUCUUGGAGAUCGCCAAUCGACCCCAACCAGCUGGACCCACCCUGAGGCUGCAGUUCCAGGACGUCACUGGGGAGUUUGUUGCCUGCUUGCUGGCCCUGCUGCGACAGAUGAGUGACAGACACUAUCAGCAGCUCCUGCAAGCCUUCACAAGCAAAGAUGAUCUGAAGGACUUCCUCCUGCAGAUUUUCACCGUGUUCAGGAUCCUGAUCCGACCAGAGAUGUUCCCGAAGGACUGGACCGUCAUGCGGUUGGUGACCAACAAUGUCAUCAUCACGACUGUUCUUUAUCUCUCUGAUGCCUUGAGGAAAAACUUCCUCAAUGACAAGUUUGACUACAAAGUGUGGGACUCGUACUUCUAUCUCUCUGUGAUAUUCAUCAACCAGCCUUGUCUUCAACUCGAGUCCUUCUCUCCCUCCAAGAGGAAGAAAAUACUUGAGAAGUAUGGAGACAUGAGGGUGAUGAUGGGCUGUGAGAUAUUCAGCAUGUGGCAGAAUUUAGGGGAACACAAAUUGAAUUUCAUCCCAGCCAUGAUUGGGCCAUUUUUGGAGGUGACGCUGGUGCCCCAGCCGGACCUGAGGAAUGUCAUGAUCCCCAUUUUCCACGACAUGAUGGACUGGGAGCAGAGACGCAGCGGAAACUUUAAGCAGGUGGAGGCCAAGCUCAUAGACAAGCUGGACAGCCUGAUGUCCGAAGGCAAAGGAGACGAAACCUACAGAGAACUCUUCAAUAGCAUAAUUCCUCUGUUUGGUCCGUACCCUAGCCUGCUGAAAAAGAUCGAGAGAGAGACAUGGCGGGAGAGUGGUAUCUCUUUGAUUGCUACUGUCACUCGGCUAAUGGAGAGACUGCUAGACUACAGGGAUUGUAUGAAACUGGGAGAAGUGGAUGGCAAGAAAAUUGGCUGUACUGUCAGUUUGCUGAACUUCUACAAGACCGAGUUGAACAAAGAGGAAAUGUACAUCCGCUACAUACACAAGCUCUACGAUCUGCAUUUGAAAGCACAGAACUACACAGAGGCCUCCUACACCCUACUACUAUAUGAUGAGCUGCUGGAAUGGUCAGAGAGACCUUUGCGAGAAUUCCUCAACUACCCAAUGCAGAGCGAGUGGCAGAGGAAAGAGUACCUCCAUCUCACCAUCAUCCAGAACUUUGACAGGGGCAAGUGUUGGGAGAAUGGUAUCAUUCUUUGCAGGGAGCUGGCUGACCAGUACGAGUCUUACUACGACUACAGAAAUCUGAGCAAGAUGAGGAUGAUGGAGGCCUCUCUCUAUGACAAGAUCAUGGACCAACAAAGAUUAGAGCCGGAAUUCUUCAGGGUGGGCUUCUACGGAAAGAAGUUCCCUUUCUUUCUGAGGAACAAGGAGUUUGUGUGCCGGGGCCACGACUACGAGAGGCUGGAGGCCUUCCAGCAACGAAUGCUCAACGAGUUCCCUCAUGCUAUCGCCAUGCAGCACGUCAACCAGCCCGACCAGACCAUAUACCAGGCCGAGGCUCAGUACCUGCAGAUUUAUGCCGUCACCCCCAUCCCAGAGAGUCAAGACGUGCUGCAGCGGGACGGCGUGCCGGACAACAUCAAAAGCUUCUACAAGUUUAACCACAUCUGGAGGUUCAGAUAUGACCGGCCUUUCCACAAGGGGACCAAGGACAAGGAGAACGAAUUCAAGAGCCUAUGGGUGGAGAGGACCACGCUGACCCUGGUCCAGAGUUUACCGGGAAUCUCCCGCUGGUUCGAGGUGGAAAAGAGAGAACUGGUGGAGGUGAGCCCGCUGGAGAACGCCAUCGAGGUGAUCGAGAACAAGAACCUGCAGCUGCGGACGCUGAUCACCCAGUGUCAGAGCCGGCAGAUGCAGAACGUCAACCCCCUCACCAUGUGCCUCAACGGGGUCAUCGACGCCGCCGUCAACGGAGGACUCGCACGCUACCAGGAGGCCUUCUUUGUCAAGGAUUACAUCAUGAACCACCCCGAGGACGGAGAGAAGAUUGGGCGACUGAGAGAGCUCAUGUUUGAACAGGCACACAUCCUGGAGUAUGGCCUGGCUGUGCACGAGAAGGUUGUUCCCCAGGACAUGAGACCUCUUCAUAAAAAGUUAGUGGAUCAGUUCCACCUGAUGAAAUCCAGCCUGGGCAUACAGGAGUUUCCGGCCUAUGUGCGCGCCAGCCCCGUGCACUUCACCAACGGAAGCCCACGCACAUGCAGAAACUCUGUGCCCAACAUCAUUAGCCCAGAUGGUGGCAGAGGAGUUGCCAGACGCAGUCCCCUCAGCUACCCUGCAGUGAAUCGCUACUCGUCGUCCUCGCUGUCAUCUCAGGCCUCCAAUGAAGUCAGCAACAUCACGGGGCAAUCGGAGAGCUCCGACGAAGUCUUUAACAUGCAGCCCAGUCCAUCUACCUCAAGCCUCAGCUCCAACCACUCUGCCUCGCCCAACGUCACCAGCUCAGCCCCCUCCAGUGCCAGAGGUUCCCCCCAGAUGGCAGACAAACACAAGCAUUCCAGAGAAAACGCCUGUCUCUCUCCACGAGAGAGGCCAGUUAGUGCCAUCUACCCCAUCCCCCUGGACACUGUGCAGAGAGCCCCUCCGCAUCAGAUAGGUGACACCACUCUACCAAGGAGUGACCCCAACCUCUCAGCGCCGGAUAAAGUGAGACCCACACCCAGUAGCUGGAGCCUAGACAGUGUCAAGGAGAGCGCUCCACACUUCUCUGACUCUGUGGGCAAAUUGCUAUGCCCUCCUGUCCCUCCUAGGCCACCAUAUUCAGCAGGCUCUUCGGCUAAGAGCAUGAGGUCACAGUCUCCUGUCUCCACGUCCAGAUCACCUCAGAAGAGCACUGCACCACCCUUCACCCCCUCGCCCACCGAGUGCCAGUCUGCCGGCCUGGUCUCCAACUCUCCCGUCCUCUCUGGCAGCUACAGCAGCGGCAUCUCCUCCCUUAGCCGCUGCAGUGUCUCCGAGGCAUCGGGCACCGAGUUGCCGACAGGUGACCAUCCGCCCCACCCCAUGCCCCCGCCCGCCACCAUGUCUAACUCUGUCUCUUGCAGCUCAGACGAACCCAUUCGCCGAGAGAACAAGACCCCCCCUCCCUACAGUGUAUAUGAGAGGAACAACCCACGUAGGCCCGUGCCGCUGCCCCACAGCCUCUCCAUCCCUCCCCAGAUGGACCCCCCGGCCCUGCCGCCAAAACCCCACCAGCUCCGCACGGGCAGCAUGAAGCUGGACCCUCCCCCGUCUGACCCCAGAGUCCCCAGACCCAGGCCACUGCCCAGGAAGGUCUCCCAGCUAUAGAGGUGCCGGGCCAUACCCCAACCUGGUAGAGGGUGGAUAGAAGGAACACACUGGCGCGUUUUGCACUUUUCUUCAUGGGCACUCACUCACUCUUUGUUUCUUUCUUCUUUUUUUUUAAUCUUCAGUUCGACACUCCUGACCAAUUAGUCUAACGAAUGACAAACAGAUUGACAUGCAGUCAAAAAAAGGAAGACUGUCGAAUUGAGGCAGUUUCUUUUUAUAUACUAGAGGGCAUUGCAUAGACUUCUUCAUUCCGCACUUUUAGCUCUAGUACGCACCGGAAGUCACCAUGGUCAAUCACAACAUAUGUUUACUGGAUUGGUCCAAAAGAAAAGAAAAAAAAGACAUUUUUGAUAGAUGUAAUAAUCCCAAUAUAUGUAUAUUGGUAUAUAUGAGAAGUGUUCUUGCCUUAAGUAUUGGAAACAGAGUCUUUAUCCGUGAGUCUUGCACGUUUUUUGAGUACUCUGUACUUUUGUAUCCUGUAUGGCUAAAAAAGGUGCUAGAGAUCUCACGUAGGCAUUUCGGUUUAGUGACGUAGGCGAGGGUGUGUUCCCAUAGUCGCAUCCACACUGGCGAUAGAAAUGCUGAGUAAAAAACAAGUCAUUGCGUAAUCCAAGUUUAUAACUGACAAACUGAAAGAGAUGUCAGUUUCGCACCUAUUUGUUGCUGUUAUACCCGUAUUUUUAUGGUGGUAAAACUAAUAACUGUACCAUGGCGUUUUUACUCACUGAUGUACAAAAGUCAUACAAGUUGUUUUCACCACAGUCCUAAAAGUGACUCAGUGUCAAAUUCUGGUCAAAGUAGUUUUUAAUUGGGUGUCCGGGUAGCGUGGUGGUCUAUUCCGUUGUCUGCCAACACGGGGAUCGGCGGUUCGAAUCCCCGUGUUACCUCCGGCUUGGUCGGGCGUCCCUACAGACACAGUUGGCCGUGUCUGCGGAUGGGAAGCCAGAUGUGGGUAUGUGUCCUGGUCGCUGCACUUGCGCCUCCUCUGGUCAGUCGGGGCGCU